AGUUCAAAGAUCAUAUCUACUGGGCUUCCAGAUUGAAUAAAUGCGCUCAGGAAUGGGCUUAGCAUUGUGAGGCCCAAAUAUAUGUGAUAACCCCCGACGGCUGACGCAAAUCACUCUGCUUCCAACUCUCGCAACAAUGGAGCUCCACAUCCAUCAUCUAUGCUCCUCCUCAUCAUACUCCUUCCUCAUUUCACCCCUCACCCAUUCGAAGAAAUUCCCCAGAGAGCUGAAAAUUCAUAAAACCAUACAAUUCUUUAGAGUCUGUGCAGCAAAGUCAAUCCCGGACUCGGAGAACGCUUCUUCACUAGACCUGCAAAAAUGCUCGAAGAAGGAACUCUCUCGGAUUCUCCGAACCGAGGCGGCCAUCAAUGCUAUUGAGAGGAAAGCAAACUCUAGCAAGUACAAUAACCUCUGGCCCAAGCCUGUCUUGGAGGCUCUCGAUGAUGCUAUCAAGGGAAACCGUUGGGAGUCUGCUCUUAAGAUUUUCAGGCUUCUUCGUAAGCAACACUGGUAUGAGCCAAGAUCCCGGACAUAUGCAAGGCUUUUGGUAAUGCUUGGCAAGUGCAGGCAGCCAAACCAAGCUAGCUUACUUUUUGAUCUCAUGCGAUCUGAUGGGCUUCAACCAACGCUGGAUGUUUACACUGCGCUUGCAAGUGCAUACGGUCUUAGUGGCCUACUUGAUGAGGCAUGGCAUACGAUUCAUGAUAUGAAGUCGAUCUCUGAUUGCAAACCUGAUGUGUAUACUUACUCAAUCCUUAUCAAAUGCUGCAUGAAAUUCCAACGUUAUGAUAUGAUUGAGCACAUUUUAGCUGAGAUGUCGUAUUUGGGAAUUGAAUGCAGUACCGUGACUUACAAUACUAUAAUUGAUGGAUAUGGAAAAGCUAAUCUUUUUGAACAAAUGGAAAACUCCUUGAUGGAGAUGAUUGAGAGUGGCAUGAGCCUUCCCGAUGUUUUCACUUUGAAUUCAGUUAUUGGAGCCUAUGGCAAAUCUGGAAACAUUGAGAAAAUGGAGAAGUGGUUCGAUGAGUUCCAGCUUAUGGGGAUAAAGCCAGAUGUCAUGACAUUUAAUAUACUAAUUAAGUCAUAUGGAAAAGCAAAAAUGUAUGCAAAAAUGGGUUCGGUACUUGAUUACAUGGGGAAACGGUUCUAUUCCCCAACAACGGUUACCUAUAAUACAAUCAUUGAGACAUUUGGAAAAGCGGGAAAUAUUGAUAAGAUGGAAGAGUUUUUCUUGAAAAUGAAACAUCAAGGAAUGAAGCCUAAUUCAAUCACUUAUUGCUCUCUGAUUAGUGCUUAUAGUAGAGCUGGAAUUCUAGAAAAGGUUGAUUCGAUUUUGAGGCAAGUAGAAAACUCAGAUGUGGUUCUAGAUACUACAUUUUUUAAUUGUGCCAUUCAUGCUUAUGGCCAAGCUGGUGAUAUAGAGAGGAUGGUUGAGUUGUUCUUCAAAAUGAAGGACAGACAAUGUAGACCCGAUAAUAUCACCUAUGCUACCAUGAUAAAGGCAUACAGUGCACAGGGGAUGAUUGAAGCCGCUGAAGAUCUACAGAGUAGAAUGAUCAGUGGUAAUGACUUUCCAGAAACAAAGUUAAUUGGAUCACCGACACCCCUUGAUUAGUUGGUGUGGGAGAGAGGACCUUCUUCGACGUUUUGUACUGGAAAGUUUGAAGUUCUUUACGUGUGAAGUGACAAUUGCCAGCUUGCUUCUUGUGGGUGUCUUGUUAAGCGGCUGGACGAAAGUACAGAACCCAAUAUAUAUAAUUGAACUUAUACGGCCCCCUUUUUUGAUGAAUCUGAAUGAAUCCCGCAAUGAUGAUGAACACAUACAAUCGACAACUUGGAGGCUAUCAGAAUCCGGGAUCCUCAAUCGUCUGCCCCAUGUGUAGUAUAUAGAAGACCUCUACACCUCAUAGCUACUUACUGGACUCUGCUUGGGCAUAUAUACUGGAAUGUGAAACUGGGAGAUUGGACAAUUAGUCCACUUGGGAUUGAUUCAAAGACUGAUGGGAGGCACAAACCAAGAGUCCUGCUUCCCCAUUAGAUAUCUUUUGCCUAAAUGUCUUGUUUCUUGUAUAGGUUAUAACAUUGAAAGAAU
Messenger RNA from Ipomoea nil (Japanese morning glory), 2092 nucleotides. Its product is annotated as pentatricopeptide repeat-containing protein At3g53170. Lineage: Eukaryota; Viridiplantae; Streptophyta; Magnoliopsida; Solanales; Convolvulaceae. The transcript has 4 exons. Gene Ontology annotation, molecular function: mRNA binding; protein binding. The record is from RefSeq and is a predicted model, not a curated record. The coding region runs from base 137 to 1615 and encodes 492 amino acids.